AAAAAAGCUACUUUGAUAUUUUUGACCUUAUGAAACCAUUAAAACAAAAUCUACCGCUCUCACUAUGGUCGGUUUUGGAUAUCCUGUGCUCAAUUAUAGAGAUGGACAUCCAUGAUCCAUCCUAAAGCAAAUUCCCUUUGGAAAGAAAACCGACCCUUUUCUUUAACCCACACCCUACUCCUACUAGCCUAAUCAAUUACAGCAACAUCAUAUCAAUCUUCCCCAGUUCUUUCUCUCAUAGGGGAAAAGGAGAUUCCUUCCAUGCCCCACACCUUUGCCUUUCAAAUAUUCCCUCCUCAAGUACAAAUAAAUGCCACCUGUUUAUUCUUCUUUCAUACUCUCGCCCCUCUCCAUCCCUUGGCUUCUCCGUCUCCUUUCUCUCUACAAUGGCUCCAGAGCUUGAGGGCACUUAGCAUCUAACUUGCGCUUUCUCCUCAAGUGCAGAAACCUCAAGUUACAGAGAUACAAGUCAGAAUGGAUUGCAACGGAUGUGUGCAGAAGAUCAAGAAGGCACUGCAUGGCAUUAGGGGCAUAUAUGAUCUUUAUAUUGACUUCCCCCAACAAAAAUUAACAGUAAUUGGGUGGGCAGAUCCAGAACAGAUAGUGAAAGCCAUUAGGAAAACUAGAAAGAUUGCCACCAUAUGUUCCCACACAGAGCCAUCAGAUCAGCCUGCUGCUCACCCAACAGAACCACCACAACCGCCACCUGAAGGUGCUGCAACACCACCACCAAACACUGAAGCAGCAAACCCUUCCCCAGCAGCUCUACCAGCGGAAGCAUCAUCACCAGCAGAGCCACCAAAAGACCCACCACCACCUGAAAAUCCUCCGCCAGCAGACAAACCAUCAUCAUCACAAGUUGAUACAGAAACCAACGCAAAACAGCCUGCAGGCCCUGCACAAGCCCCUGGACAAAAGGAUGUAGGAGAGGUUCAUGUCAUAUACCAUCACCCACCUGAUUAUGGGUACAGAUACAGCUAUCCUAGUUAUGGUGGUCCCUGGAACAUACACCCAAACAACCAUGGACUUCCAUCAGACCCCAGAUACCCUAAUGGCCAUGGACUUCCACCAGAGCCCAGAUACCCUAAUGGCCACGGACUUCCACCAGAGCCCAGAUACCCUAAUGCCCAUGUGCUACCACGAGAAUCACCACAGCCAAUCUACGUGACUCACAGCUAUAACACAUACAGGCCAUCACCAUAUGUCACAGAAUACGAGUACAUCCACUCUCCACCUCGCCACACAAUUUACAGUAGGAUGGAUCAUUACAGUGAGGACUAUCAUGAAAACACUCGCAAUGGAAACAUCACAUCUAUCUUCAGUGACGAAAAUCCAAAUGCAUGUAGGAUAGUGUGAAAGGUAUUGCAAGAGCAAGGAGGCACCUUCUUACGCCUCUGGAAAAGAUAGUACAUGAUGGAGAAUAAUUCAAAAAAAAAAAAAGAGGUAUCUGGUGGCACUAAUAUUUCCCAAUAAGAAUGUGAAAAUGUUAGGAAAGAAUGAGAUUCCAAGUUUGUAAUUGCCGGAAGAAUUUAUUCUGCAUUCCACUUCUGAUCGGAUGGUAAUA
Messenger RNA from Manihot esculenta (cassava), 1564 nucleotides. Its product is annotated as proline-rich receptor-like protein kinase PERK10. The record is from RefSeq and is a predicted model, not a curated record. Bases 475 to 1356 code for a protein of 293 amino acids. Lineage: Eukaryota; Viridiplantae; Streptophyta; Magnoliopsida; Malpighiales; Euphorbiaceae. Gene Ontology annotation, molecular function: metal ion binding. The transcript is spliced from 3 exons.